Molecule: messenger RNA, 474 nt
Organism: Rhopalosiphum maidis (corn leaf aphid)
Lineage: Eukaryota; Metazoa; Arthropoda; Insecta; Hemiptera; Aphididae
Product: protein FAM200A-like
Exons: 2
Coding region: 1-474 (157 amino acids)
Source: RefSeq, a predicted model, not a curated record
AUGUCUUGGGGGGCCACGGCCUCUAUAUGCCCCCUUAAAAGCCGCUCGUGGUACAGCCCAGUGGUUAUACUUACUAUUUCCUGUUUUGUUUAUAUUUCCGAGUUUGAUUGGAUAAAUGACCCAUUUGAUAAAGAUAUAAGUUUAACUGAAUUCAGCCUUGAAGAAGAAGAGGAACUCGCUGAAAUACGAAACAAUCGAACUCUUUUAUCAAAGUACAAAAAUGUUCCAUUAAAUAAAUUUUGGGUUUACGUUGAAAAAAUUCAUGAUAAAAUUGGCAAAAAAGCUCUAAAAAUAUUACUGCAGUUUUCGAUGUCAUAUUUAUGUGAACAAGGAUUUUCCACUCUUGUAAACAUAAAAUCAAAUAAACGAAUGAAAAUGGAGUUCGUUGAAGAAGAAAUGAGAGUAUGUCUUUCAAAUAUUCGACCACAAAUAAAAGAUUUGUGUAAAAAAAAACAAGCCCAAGUAUCACAUUAG